This is a messenger RNA of Salvia hispanica, 728 nucleotides long. RefSeq names its product PLAT domain-containing protein 3-like. Gene Ontology annotation, molecular function: protein binding. NCBI's taxonomy places the organism in Eukaryota, Viridiplantae, Streptophyta, Magnoliopsida, Lamiales, Lamiaceae. The record is from RefSeq and is a predicted model, not a curated record.
GACGAAUAUACGAUAGAUGAUUAUUUUUGACCUUUUAUUGGUAAGGGAGCAAACCAAGUUAUAUAUACUUUUCCCAGUAAUUUAGUGAAACAAGAUUCACGCAGAAAAAUGGAGAUCAAACUUAGCCUCAAACUCCUUAUCUUUUUCUCCUGCAUCGCCUACACAUAUGGAAAUGCAUUAGAUUGUGUUUACACCAUCUAUGUGGAAACUGGCAAUAUCCCAUUGGCUGGAACAAAAUCUAACAUAACCCUCUUCCUAAGCGACAGCACAAAGGCCCAACUCCCCAUUGUUAAUCUUAAAGAUUGGGGCUUAAUGGGCUCUUCCUACAACUACUUUGGGCACGGGGAAGUGGACCUCUUCGCCGGCAAAGGCCCGUGUUUACGUGGCCCUGUCUGCAGCAUAAUUAUCGUGCUAGAUGGUUUCGAUAGUUGGUUUUGCGAAUCUAUCGAGAUAACCACGGUAGGCUCUGGAAAGCCGUGUUCGCAAAAGAAGUUCGAGGUCAAGAAAUGGCUCGACGUUAUUAAGGGGUCCGCGGUCAUUCUUCAAGACGAGUGUUCGGAUGACGACGACGAUGGUGUGGUGAGCAACGUCCAUUUGGAGACAUCUAAGGAGUGAACCUUCUCUAUGAAUAGUGAGAGGUCUGAGGUUGAGGUUUGAGUAGUGGUAAAAUAAAUUUGUGGAUUUUAAUUCACUUUUUUUAAGAACAUGAUUGGGCUUCCAUUACUCAA